CGAGGGCUCGGGGCGGAGAGGGCGGGACGGCGGCCGAGGGGCCGGGCCUGAGGUGAAUCUGCUUGGCGGCGGCGGCUGGGAGCCACGGGCAGCCUGCGCUCGGGAGUCCAGGCUUGAGUGGGAAGGAGAAGAGCGGAGGCGCGGGACGAGGAGGCUUCGCAGGCCAGGCCCGCCGCUCCGCCGGCGCGGUGACCCCGCGGCUCCCCCGGCCCGGUCCGGCCCGGCCCGGCGCGGCGCGGUGCGGUGCGGCCCGAGGCGGUUGGCGCCGGGAAGACGCGCGGCUUGAGGGACACCUCCGGCGGCCGUCAUGACCGAGGACUCGGCCCCCCUGCCCUGGUCCAUCAACCGGGACGACUACGAACUGCAGGAGGUGAUCGGAAGCGGAGCAACCGCGGUGGUGCAAGCAGCUUACUGCACACCUAAAAAGGAGAAAGUGGCCAUCAAGCGGAUCAACCUUGAGAAAUGCCAGACCAGCAUGGAUGAACUCCUGAAAGAAAUUCAAGCUAUGAGCCAAUGUCAUCACCCUAAUAUUGUGUCUUACUAUACGUCUUUUGUGGUCAAAGAUGAGCUGUGGCUUGUCAUGAAACUGCUCAGUGGAGGAUCGGUUCUGGAUAUUAUUAAGCACAUUGUGGCCAAGGGGGAACACAAAAGUGGAGUCCUAGAUGAGCCUACCAUUGCUACAAUACUUCGAGAAGUCUUAGAAGGGCUGGAAUACCUGCAUAAAAAUGGGCAGAUUCACAGAGAUGUGAAGGCCGGAAAUAUUCUUCUGGGAGAGGAUGGCUCAGUACAGAUCGCAGACUUUGGGGUUAGUGCUUUCUUAGCAACCGGAGGUGAUAUUACAAGGAAUAAAGUUAGAAAGACCUUCGUUGGCACCCCCUGCUGGAUGGCACCGGAAGUGAUGGAACAGGUUCGAGGUUAUGAUUUCAAAGCUGAUAUCUGGAGUUUUGGAAUCACAGCCAUUGAACUAGCCACAGGGGCAGCUCCAUAUCACAAAUAUCCACCAAUGAAGGUCUUAAUGCUGACACUGCAGAACGACCCUCCUUCUUUGGAGACUGGUGUUCAAGAUAAAGAAAUGCUGAAAAAAUACGGCAAAUCAUUUAGGAAAAUGAUUUCCUUGUGCCUUCAAAAGGAUCCAGAGAAAAGACCCACAGCAGCAGAAUUGUUAAGGCACAAAUUUUUCCAGAAAGCAAAGAAUAAAGAAUUUCUUCAAGAAAAAAUACUACAGAGAGCUCCUACCAUUUCGGAACGAUCUAAAAAGGUUCGUAGGGUGCCAGGCUCCAGCGGCCGACUCCACAAGACAGAGGACGGAGGGUGGGAGUGGAGUGAUGACGAGUUUGAUGAAGAAAGUGAGGAGGGUAAAGCGGCCAUCUCCCAACUCAGGUCUCCUCGAGUGAAAGAAACAUCCAAUUCUGAGCUCUUCGCGUCCGCAGAUGCCAUGGGUACUUUGCUCCAAGUUCCAGAACAGAUCUCUGCUCAUCUACCUCAGCCAGCUGGGCAGACACCUCCACAGCCAACCCCCAUUUCCCUCCCUCCCCCUGCAGAGCCAGCCCGGCCGGCCCAGGCGCUGUCUCCCGGAGCAGGUCCUCAGGAAGCCAAGGUCCCUAUUAGCCUGGUACUAAGAUUAAGGAAUUCUAAGAAAGAACUCAAUGAUAUUCGAUUUGAAUUUACUCCUGGGAGAGAUACAGCUGAGGGUGUCUCUCAGGAGCUCAUCUCUGCCGGCCUGGUGGACGGACGAGACCUAGUCAUCGUGGCAGCUAAUUUGCAGAAAAUUGUGGAAGAACCUCAAUCAAAUCGAUCUGUCACUUUCAAACUGGCAUCAGGCGUGGAAGGCUCGGACAUCCCGGAUGAUAGCAAACUAAUAGGAUUCGCCCAGCUUAGCCUCAGCUAAAACCCAGCCGCCCCGCCCAGAGGCGGCCGACAGAUUCCACCUGCUGGGAUCUCUGUGUUUGCUUCUCUUGGCCUCCAUCCACUACUGCCAAAGAAUCCAGCCACCAACCUCCUGGCCGAGAGCUUUUGACUGCCUUCAUCUUUCUGUUGGUCCUGCCAUCAUUUCCCCCUUGUAUCCCACUGAGAAAGGAAAAACAAAACAAAACACCAGACCAUUGUGGCCAGCAUUCCCUCUCAAGAGCUCUCCGUUACUAAACCUUCUAUCUACAAUGUCGGCCCUUCCGGUCUCUCCCCGAUCUGGAACCC
Messenger RNA from Perognathus longimembris pacificus (Pacific pocket mouse), 2193 nucleotides. RefSeq names its product oxidative stress responsive kinase 1 (gene Oxsr1). The transcript is spliced from 18 exons. Bases 308 to 1888 code for a protein of 526 amino acids. Lineage: Eukaryota; Metazoa; Chordata; Mammalia; Rodentia; Heteromyidae. The record is from RefSeq and is a predicted model, not a curated record. Gene Ontology annotation, molecular function: protein serine/threonine kinase activity; ATP binding. Gene Ontology annotation, biological process: protein phosphorylation.